CCCGUACCCGCAACACCCCUGAUUUGUCCCCUCUCUUUCUCUCCAGCAAUCAAACCCCAAAACCCUAAACCAUGGCGCCGCCGGCCCAUUCCGCCGGCGCCCGCCUCCUACUCCGCCGCCUGCUCUCUACGGUUACCGAAGCAGCGGCGGAGACAACUGCGCCCACCGCCCCUGCCGCCGCCUCCGGUGUCGCUGCGCCCACCGCUGCCGCCACUCCCAGUGCCUCUGCCGCCGCCGCGAAACCGGCGAAGAAGGACCCGAAGCUCCUCUACCGUCGUCUGUCGGCGCUUGGAAUAGCCGGGGAGGGGAGUGUGUCGCGGGUGCUGAACAAGUGGGUGCGGGAGGGCGGCGCGCCGCGAAGCGAGGAACUCGUCAAGCAUGUCAAGGAGCUCCGCAAGUACAAGCGCCACGCCCACGCCCUCGAGGUGAUGGAUUGGAUGGUCAAUGCAAGGGGUAUGAACAUGUCAAUCACUAACCAUGCAAUACGUCUGGAUCUCAUCUAUAAAGUGCGUGGCCUUGAGGCAGCUGAGAAUUAUUUUGCUAACCUCCCUGAUCCAGCCAAGAACCAUCGAACUUAUGGUGCCCUUCUUAGUUGUUAUUGCUCAGCAAAAAUGGAAGAGAAAGCAACAUAUCUCUACCGCCAGAUGGAUGAACUUGGCUUCUGGUCCGGCACACUACCCAUCAAUAAUCUGAUGUCCCUUUACAUGAAGUUAGACCAGCAUAGGAAGGUUGAUAGUCUCUUUGAGGAGAUGAAAGUGAAGAAUAUUAAACCAGAUAGCCUCACAUGCUGCAUUUUGAUGACCAGCUAUGCAGCAUCGAACAAGAUAGAUGCCAUUGAAGAACUUCUUAAAGAAAUGGUAGAAAAAGAUGUGUCUCUUGGGUGGUCUGCAUAUAGCACACUUGCUUCUAUCUAUGUAAAUGCCGGACAGGUUGAAAAAGCAGAAUCUGCUCUGAAGAAACUCGAGGGGCUUAUUGGUGCUGAAGAUGGCAGGCAACCUUUUGAUUUCCUUAUGAGCCUAUAUGCUUCACUAGGCAAUUUGAGCGAGAUCAAUAGGGUAUGGGAUGUGAUAAAGGCCAAAUUCUCCACGGUAACCAACAUAAGCUACCUCGGCAUGCUUCAUGCUCUUUACAAGCUCAAUGAUAUUGACCGCAUGAAGCAGAUUUAUAUGGAGUGGGAAUCUAAUUAUCAAACCUAUGAUGUAAGACUGACAAAUAUGAUGAUUCGUGGCCAUCUGAGGCUUGGCAUGAGCGAAGAAGCAGAAACGUUGAGGGAGAAGGCCAAGGAAAAAGGUGUGGAGUUUGACUCCAAAACAUGUGAGUUGUUUCUUGAUCACUACAUGGGCAAGGGUGACAUGAACUCAGCACUCAACUGGGUAGAGAACAUGACCAAACUCCCCAAGAAAGCAGGGAAACUCGAUCAGGACAGGAUCUACAAGUUCCAGAAGUAUUUUGAAGAACACAAGGAUGCUGACAGUGCCGAGAGGUUCUGCAACUGCCUGAGGAUGCUAGGGUGUAUUGACGGGAAAGCAUAUGAGUCCCUCUUGCGCACAUACUUGGCAGCCGGUAAGAAAAGCUGUUCACUCCGUCAACAGAUAAAGAAUGAUAAGAUUGAGAUCUGCUACGACAUUGGGAAGCUACUCAAGAGGUUGGGCGACGAGCGAUGAGAUACCAGAUACGUACUUAUCUUCAUUCCAAUUUGCUUGAGUGGUUAAUUCUGUUGAUCCCUUCCAUGAGCAUCAGAAAUCAAAUGUAGAUCAACGGUUUGGGUGUCUGCAUUGGAAACAUAUCAGUUCUUUCGUUGUUCCAUGUAAAGGAUGGCUCAUGCCUGGGCUGGUGCCCUUCCAGCUUUUGGUGCCCUUGCAAAAAGCAGUGGGGAACAAUAAGAUUCUUGCAAGUGCAACGUGAGGUCUUAUCUAGCUAGGCUUUUUUGAGAUACUCCUUUGUUCUACUUUUCUUCUUGUCAAUGAAAUUGCUGUUACAGCACGAAUCCUACUACAGAACCGCUUCUCUUUCUCUGUCUUGUGGUCAGUGUGCCAUCAGGUUGAUGUCCUGACAGUGAUCUGUGCACGCUCGCGAGAAGUGUAGUGUGGAUAGGUCUCUGUGAACAGAGCAGCCAUUCGUGCUGGAAAUAAUUGCCUUCAGGACGGUGGUCCAAAGCUGUCUACUGGUGUGCCUAGGCUUGUGUCGUGUCAAACCGUGAAAAUGGUGAAACCUGAAAUCGAGAUUUUUUCUUUUGGUGGUACAGGCA
Messenger RNA from Sorghum bicolor (sorghum), 2248 nucleotides. RefSeq names its product pentatricopeptide repeat-containing protein At4g01990, mitochondrial. The coding region runs from base 72 to 1664 and encodes 530 amino acids. Gene Ontology annotation, cellular component: mitochondrion. The transcript is spliced from 2 exons. The record is from RefSeq and is a predicted model, not a curated record. NCBI's taxonomy places the organism in Eukaryota, Viridiplantae, Streptophyta, Magnoliopsida, Poales, Poaceae. Gene Ontology annotation, molecular function: protein binding.